Messenger RNA from Drosophila nasuta, 425 nucleotides. RefSeq lists its product as uncharacterized. The coding region runs from base 93 to 335 and encodes 80 amino acids. NCBI's taxonomy places the organism in Eukaryota, Metazoa, Arthropoda, Insecta, Diptera, Drosophilidae. The record is from RefSeq and is a predicted model, not a curated record. The transcript has a single exon.
UUAAAGCAAGUUAUUGCGUUGCAUAGCACGCACAAAUUUAGUAGCGCCUUUUCAAAUAGUCAAACUGUUUAGCUAAACGUGCCGAGAUCACCAUGUACAAUCCUGGCUACCAGGUGGACGUCAUCGAUCCAUACUACCCACCGCCAGUGGAAGUAAUCGAAGUAAUGCCACCACCAAUGGUGCAACCACCCUAUGUUCAACCCGCCGUGGUGGUCACACAACCUCAGACAGUCUAUGUGGAGGAUUCACAAGGAAUAACAAGAGAUCAGAUGGAUUGCUGUCUCAUGCUGGGCGCCUGUUGUGUCAUGGAGGAAGCGGGCUGCGUAAUUUUAUAAAGUAAAUCUAAGGCUUAAAAGUGUGUCAAGUGUUUAAGGAAAUUCUUAUGUAAAUAUAAAUAUUAUCGAAAUCAAAAAAAAAAAAAAGAA